AGGAAAAGAUGCUGAAAUUUUGGUAUUUUUUCCUCGUGUUAUGUUUGCUCAUCCAGCAGCUUGAUGCUAACUCUGGGAUCAAAGUCAGGAUCACACAGAAAGGGCUGGACUAUGGCAAGAAGAUCGGGCUGGAGAUCCUGAAGCAAAGAAUGAAAGAAGAAAGCUUCCCAGAUUGGAGUGGCCGGGAGAAAUCUGGAGUUGGUGAUGUGGACUACACAAUUUCAGGGGUAAGAAUUAACACCAUUGAAUUCCCAGAUGCUUCCGUAUCCCUCAUACCUGGGAUUGGGAUUAAACUAUCAACUCAACAUGCUUACGCAACCGUCAGCAUGAACUGGAGAAUCAGGACCUGGUUGUUCAAAGACAGUGGAAGAGCUACAGUGGCCAUUUCAGGAGUAUUUAUUACAGCAGUCUUUACCAUGUCACAAGAUAGCACAGGUCACCCAUCAAUGUCACUGGAUAGCUGCCAGAUGAGUAUUAGGGGUGUGGAAAUCAAGCUGAAUGGAACAAUCAGCUGGCUCUAUAAAUUCUUUACUAAAUACUUGGAGAAGCCCAUUCACAGCAGCUUGGAUAUACAUUCAUGUCCAAACAUCAGACAAGGGAUCCAGCAGAUUGAUGCACAGCUCAGAACACUUCAGGUCCCAACCCAGAUCGAUGCCUUUGCCCAAAUAGACUACUCCCUAGUUCACUCUCCAGGAGUCUUCCAAUCAUACAUUGAUCUGGACUUAAAGGGCACAAUCUAUCCAGUUGGAAAUUGGACUGACCUUGCCUUUGUACAAGCUCCCUUCAUUCUCCCAGACAAGAGUGAUUCCAUGCUUUACUUCGGCAUCUCUGAGUAUUUCUUCAAGUCUGCCUCACUGGCUUAUUACACAGCAGGGGCCUUCAACAUCACCAUCAUAGAAGAGCUUUCCAGUUAUUUUAAUGUAACAACAGAGACAUUUGGCAGCAUUGUUCCUGAGAUUGCCCAGUAUUAUGUAGAGGCACGCCCCGCAAUGUUGAACCUGAGGGCUACUGCUGCACCUGUGAUCAGUUUACAGACAGACUCCUUUACUCUAGAGAUCUGUGCCUCCAUGGAGGUGCUUGCUGUCCUGCCAGACUCAACCACCCAGUCCAUGUUUACAGUGAACAUAAUAGCGAACGCCAGUGCCAGUCUGACUAUAUUUGAACAGAAGCUGAUUGGCUCAUUAUGUCUGAACAGAUUCCAGCUCUUCCUGGCCGACUCCAGGGCUGGGUUCUUUGAGGUCUCACUUCUGGAGAAUUUCCUGUCUUACGUUUUACGGAAUGGAGUAAUCCCAGCAGCCAAUGUUAAACUGAAGAAGGGAUUCCCUCUUCCUAACCUGGACCAAAUUACCCUCCUCAGACCUGUUGUUAAAGUUAAUAAGGGUUAUCUGCUGAUUUCCACUGACAUUGACUACAAACUCUAAGGAAGGAGAGCACAUUUGGAUGAUCACGAAGUUCCCAACCAACAACAUGACCCUGAAGGCUGAAUACUGUCCCUUUGUUUUUAAACUUAAAAAUUCUGCAAAUGAGCAAAGUCUUCACUUCUGCUCUGAUUUGGGCAAAAAGCCAAAAAGAAAGAGGGAAUUGACCGCUGGAAUAUUUAUAGCAUGUAUCCAGCAGAAAACCAUGUAAAAACAUAUCACAGUGUGUGGUUUUGUGGUUAGGUAGGGGAAGCAUUUGUUAUUCAGGAGUUUGUAGGUGCUGCAAAAGUUACUGUUUUUAAAGGUUAAAGUCUCUCUGUUUAAGUAAAGCCUUUUCUAUAUACGGGAAGCUCAAUAUUCUUUAGGAAAAAGGAUGUAUGCCACCAAACUGCAAACACAGCUAUCAUCAGCAGCUGCUCUA
Molecule: messenger RNA, 1839 nt
Organism: Caretta caretta (loggerhead turtle)
Lineage: Eukaryota; Metazoa; Chordata; Testudines; Cheloniidae
Gene: BPIFC
Product: BPI fold containing family C
Molecular function (GO): lipid binding
Source: RefSeq, a predicted model, not a curated record